AUGUCUAUGAAUAAUAAUAGUAAUAAUAAUAACCCACCAAAGAGUUUGGGGCAAUCUUCAUCGCCAUUUGGUAAUUCGGGGCUGGUCAAUCCUUUGAUGGGAGCAAACCAAGCAUUCUCACAAGCACAGGCACAAGCACAAGCGCAAAUGGGUGCUGGCUUUCAGGGUGGUCAGUUCCAGCUUUCCCAAGCACAGGCUAAUGUGCAAGCCCACUUGAAAGCGCAGCAGGCUCAUGCUCAAGCACAAGCAGUUCACGCUGCCCAAGUUCAAGCUGCUCAUGCGCAAUUCCAAGCACAAUUACAAGCCCAAGGGAUCUCUCUUAACCAAAAUCAGAAUGCUGGCAUUGGCAAUUUGGGUUCAUCUUCGCCGCAGUUCUCAACUCCUGGGAAUGUUAGUGCAAAACGGCUCCCUCAGAAACCUCUGGGUAGGCCUCCUGGUGUUCCAAUGUCGAACAUGGUUUCACCAUUGAAACCUAUGGAUCUCUCAUCUGCUGCACGUAGGAAGAAGCAAAAGCUACCAGAGAAGCAGCUACAAGAUAGAGUAGCAGCAAUUCUGCCCGAGUCUGCUCUGUACACGCAGCUUCUUGAGUUUGAAGCUCGUGUUGAUGCUGCUUUAUCUAGAAAGAAGGUUGACAUCCAGGAGGCCCUUAAAAGCCCUCCUUCUGUGCAGAAAACCCUUCGAAUUUAUGUCUUCAAUACAUUUGCCAACCAGAUAAGAACAAUCCCCAAGAAGCCAAAUGCUGAGCCUCCGACUUGGACUCUUAAAGUUAUCGGGAGAAUCUUGGAAGAUGGGGUAGACCCAGACCAGCCUGGAGCAGUCCAGAAAUCAAACCCCUUGUACCCAAAGUUCUCAUCUUUUUUCAAGAGAGUGACCAUUCAAUUGGAUCAGAGACUGUAUCCUGAUAAUCAUAUCAUUAUAUGGGAGCAGGCUCGAUCACCUGCACCGCAUGAGGGUUUUGAAGUCAAGAGAAAAGGGGAUAAAGAGUUCACUGUGAAUAUACGGUUGGAAAUGAAUUACAUGCCUGAGAAAUUUAAGCUCUCUCCAGCUUUGAUGGAAGUUCUUGGUAUAGAGGUUGAAACCCGUCCUAGAAUAAUAGCUGCAAUUUGGCAUUAUGUGAAAGCUAGGAAACUGCAGAACCCAGAUGACCCUUCGUUUUUCAAUUGUGAUGCACCUCUUCAGAAAGUAUUUGGGGAAUCAAAAAUGAAGUUCACGAUGGUUUCACAGAGGAUAUCUCAGCAUUUAUCUCCUCCACAGCCGAUACAUUUGGAGCAUAAAAUUAAGCUUUCAGGGAAUAGUCCAGCUGGAACAGUCUGCUAUGAUGUGGUGGUGGACGUGCCAUUUCCAAUACAGAGGGAAUUGUCUGCUUUGUUGGCGAAUGCAGAGAAGAAUAAAGAGAUCGAUACCUGUGACGAGGCAAUAUGUACUGCUAUAAGGAAAAUUCAUGAACAUCGCAGGAGAAGGGCAUUCUUCCUUGGAUUUAGUCAAUCACCUGUGGAAUUUGUCAAUGCUCUGAUUGAAUCUCAAAGCAAGGAUUUGAAGCUGGUAGCUGGGGAAGCUAGUAGAAAUGCUGAGAAAGAGCGCCGCUCAGAUUUCUUUAACCAGCCAUGGGUUGAAGAUGCUGUUAUUCGUUAUUUGAAUCGCAAGCCUGCUGCAGGAAGUGAUGCUCCUGGGAGCACUACAGCCUAUCAUCGCCCUAUUACUAAUGGCCCUGGAGGAAUGCUUCAUGCUUGUAAUACAACAAAAGAUGUUCGGUAG
Molecule: messenger RNA, 1755 nt
Organism: Dovyalis caffra
Lineage: Eukaryota; Viridiplantae; Streptophyta; Magnoliopsida; Malpighiales; Salicaceae
Source: the annotation of a GenBank genome assembly